This is a messenger RNA of Pseudomyrmex gracilis, 843 nucleotides long. RefSeq names its product THAP domain-containing protein 11-like. The record is from RefSeq and is a predicted model, not a curated record. The transcript has 4 exons. Lineage: Eukaryota; Metazoa; Arthropoda; Insecta; Hymenoptera; Formicidae. Gene Ontology annotation, molecular function: sequence-specific DNA binding. Bases 1 to 843 code for a protein of 280 amino acids.
AUGAGCUCCAAAGUUGUAAAAAAUAAGAAAUCUGCACGUACUUGUUGCAUUGUGGGGUGUACAUCUCGUGACUCAAAAAAUCCGGAAUUAAGUUUUUACUCGUUUCCUGGAAAAUCAUGGGAACGUGAACGUAAAAAAAAAUGGAUUACUGCAGUUCGUCGAUUGACGGUAGACGGUAAAACGUGGGAGCCAACAAAACAUUCACGAAUUUGCAGCCUACACUUCGAGGGGGGUAAAAGAUCAGAAGAUCCCAGACAGACUGCGUAUAUUCCAACAAUUUUUCCUAACAUUUACCGACGGAAGUCUAUCAAAAAUGCUCUGAGAUUGGAGAGACUGCAAAGAAGAAAUCAGAAGUCGGAAGCAAAGAGAGAUGGAACUGCUUUAUUUCAAUGUAGCUCAUCUGAAGCAGCAAUGACUGACGUUUUUCUGAGUGUCCACAGUGUCGAGGUACAAACGGAAUUAGAUUACAGUUGUCCCGAUAAUGUAUCAACAAUGUAUUGUUGGCAAAAUUCAGCAACUAAUGAAGUAUCAACACAAAUAAGUAUCGCGGUUAAAAAUUCCGCAAAAUCUGUGAAAAAAGUGAUAGUAAUUGCUCCGAAAUCAACAGAAACAAAGACCGUCAAAGUAGGGNCUGAUCAUAAUCUGACCCUAGGAUUUUUAGGCUUUGAUGAUGUAAAAUCCGAUUCAAACAUGAAGCAGAUUGCCGGAGUCACACUGUCAGCUUUUUUAAUUCUUUUAGAGUUCAUAAAACCUCAGAAAGAUGGGCAACCCAAAUUGUACAGAAAUUCGAACAGACACACCACCUUCAGUGGAAAAGCGAGCAUUGAUGUAUUNAACUUAUAA